Ixodes scapularis (black-legged tick) is the source of this 5653-nucleotide messenger RNA. RefSeq names its product alpha-2-macroglobulin-like protein 1. Lineage: Eukaryota; Metazoa; Arthropoda; Arachnida; Ixodida; Ixodidae. Bases 226 to 4758 code for a protein of 1510 amino acids. Gene Ontology annotation, molecular function: endopeptidase inhibitor activity. Gene Ontology annotation, cellular component: extracellular region. The transcript has 34 exons. The record is from RefSeq and is a predicted model, not a curated record.
GGUCGGUGUGAGGCCGCCGGAUCAGUCGAGCUCGGAGACUUGGUGCCCUUCUGUGUGUGUCUGGCUGCUCCCUGGAAGAAGGAAAGGAAGAGUGCUUGGUUUUUUUGUCGUCGUCCCCGGCGCUUCACGCCCCAGCUUCGCCGCCACGCCAUUUGCUUCCGGUGAUUUGGUCAGCCAUUGAAGCACGUGAUUGAAAGGCAGCCACCAAGCGAGCACAGGCCAGCCAUGUCCCUUGCAAGUGUUCUUUUGAUUUCUGCCGCCGUAGCAGCCAGUUACGUUCAAGGAGGGUUCAUCUUCACAGCGCCCAAAAUCCUCCGAAGCGAAACGGAGGCGCUGUUCCGGCUGACCCUAACCGAUGUUAAGGACGACGGCAAGGUUUCUGUACGGCUCCUAAAGUACAACAACGACAGCGUAGUGCUCGCUGAACAGGAAUACGACAUCAAAAACGGGGAAAGCACCUUUCUUCCAUUCAAGGUACCAAAGCACAUAGACAGCCAGGCGAAGAUUGAAGUAAAUGGAACUUUUGGGUCCUAUAUCUUCGGUGACAAAAAAGAAAUAGACUUCCAGAAGUCGAAAACCAACGUGCUCAUUCAGACCGACAAGGCACUAUACAAACCAGGGCAAAAAGUUCAAUUGCGGGUCCUGCCAAUAAACAAUGAACUAAAGCCUGUCACAGAUGUUCAGGCCACUAUUUACGUCACAAGCCCGGGUGACGUCAGGAUAGCCCAGUGGAACAACGUUACGUUUGAGAAAGGAAUUGUUCAAAGAGACUUCAAGCUGUCGGAGGAACCUGAACUUGGGCUGUGGCAAAUUGUUGUUGAGCUUCCGUCUCAGACCGUUAGACAGCACUUUGAAGUCAACGAAUAUGUGCUUCCAAAAUUUGAAGUAACCGUCAAACCACCGUCCUAUGUUCUUGCGGAUGCCAAGGAAAUAACAUGGAAAAUUUGCGCGCACUAUACGUUCGGUCAGCCAGUCGAUGGAACGCUCAAGGUGAAUGUCACCUACGAAAGAUACUCGUGGGAAAAGGACGACUACCCCCGCGUCUCCCACGAAGGACCGAUCAACGGCUGCUUCGACAUGACCGUCAACACGACAGCCCUGAGGUUUAACGAAAACUACGAGAUCUACAAGAGGCUUCUUCUUAUUGCUUCGGUAAAUGAGACGGGCACAGGAAUCACCAUGAACAAGACAAGCUAUGUGAGCCGCAGUUUUAACCCACUGGAGCUGACAUUCCUUGAGGGAGAACACGGCAAGAACUAUUUCAAGCCAGCAAUGCCUUUCUAUGGAUCACUCCUCGUGAAGAAGCCAGACGGCGUCCCGGUUGGCGGAGAGCGCAUCCAGUUGUGCCUGCUUUCGCAGUCCGAGAUCAUCAAGCCUUUAUGGUGGCGCACCGACAGACGACUAAGUUGCAAAAACUACACCUCGGAUGAAAACGGUUUGGUCAAAUUCACCAUUCCACCAAUGAAGACGUCGGUGGUGACAAUCAGCGUCGAGGCCGUGGCCGUGAACUACGAAACUGUCAAGUACGACACGUACGGUGUGAAGAUCAACCAGCCCAAGAGCACCCUGUACCUACAAGCCUGGUACUCGUCAAGCAACAACUUCAUCCAGGUCGAGCCGUCCAAGGUCCCCGUGUCCUGUACCAGCAGGCAUCCGAUUCGCGUUCGCUACACCGCCGAAGCCGACAAGGAAAUUCAGUUCCACUUUCAGGUGAUGUCCCGUGGCAAUAUCCUCAAGGACGCUGUGGUGCCGGUGACCUUUAAGGCCGACCAGGCCGUCGUGACUGAGGUGGACGAAACGUACCUGGUUGAAGAGGAGCGAAACGAAACAUUGCCGAGCAAUGUGGCCGAGGAGCAGGCCGCCACCGGAAGCUUGGAAUACGAACUAACACCGGACUUCAACUAUGCGCCUCAGGUCAAAGUACUCGUCUUCUACGUCCGGCCAGACGGGGAGGUCAUCGCUGACGCCGAGCAGUUCGAAGUCGAGAAGUGCCUUCAGAACAACGUGACCAUGACUUUUGGUUCAGACACGGUUCAACCAGCCACAUCGGCCGCCAUUCACCUUAACGGAUCACCUCACUCCUACUGCGGCGUGGGCGUUGUUGACAAAAGUGUGCAUCUUCUCAAGCAAGACAAUCAGCUUACAAAAGAAAAGAUCUACGAGAUACUUAAACGCCUUGACAUCAGUCGCUACACAUGGCCAAAGCAAGCGUCCUAUGAUUACUGCCGGAAACAGCUGGCCAAGAAGCCACAGCAAUACAAGCGCACAAUUUGGAACGGACCACGAACUUCGAACGUUGAGUAUGUGGACUCCAUCACUGCCUUCGAUGAAUCUGGGAUGGUUGUGAUGUCCGACCUGACUUUGGAGACGAGGCCCUGCAGAAAAGCCAUCUACGACAGACCCCCGUACGCUCUGGCUGCUCCAGCAAUGCGCGUCUCGUACUCUUCCACGUCGUAUACUGGGUACCCCUCACCAAUCCCUCUGGCAGGCCCGCCUCCGCCACCCGCAUUUGCCAAUAGAGUUAGUCUUGUAGGUGGUGCCCCGGCCGUCGCAACCCUGGAUUCGUUGCCGGAGGCCAUUGCCGUCAACCGAGAGAUCCCGGCAAAGUCGGCCGUCGAGGUGCGAAACUACUUCCCGGAGACGUGGCUGUGGGAUCUCAAGGAACUCGACGAGAACGGUCAACUGUCCUUCAAGGAGAAGAUUCCACACACGAUCACUGAGUGGGUCGGAAGCACCGUGUGCAUCAACUCUCAGGACGGCGUUGGUGUCUCGGACCCGGCGAAGAUCAAGGCAUUCCAGCCAUUUUUCGCCUCUUUCUCACUGCCGUACUCCGUGGUACGUGGUGAACUCGUGCCCGUCAAGGUCUCCGUCUUCAAUUACCUUGAGAAGUGCCUCCCCAUCGGUCUCACACUCGCCGAAAGCGAAGACUACACAAUUCAGGACAGCGCAUCCACCACGCUCUGCGUGUGCGGCAGCAAGAGUCUCACUCACAAGUUCCUCGUGCGGCCGAAAACAAUCGGAGAAGUGAACUUCACGGUGUCGGCUGCGGGAUCAAACAGUGACACUGUCUGCGGUGACCAGAAGGUGGAAAAGGUGGUCGCGAGGGACGCAGUUACCCGCCCGCUUAUUAUUGAGGCUGAAGGGUUCCCCAAGGAGGAAACCAAGAGCGUAUUUGUUUGUCCCAAAGAUGUCACCGAGGGCGAUGGCAAGAACGAGUUUGACUUGGUUCUUCCCGAUGAUCUGGUCGAAGGUUCUGCGAGAGCAUACGUUUCCGUCACAGGCGACAUUAUGGGCCCGGCCGUUCAAAACCUGGAUUCCCUUGUUCGUGUUCCGACGGGUUGCGGCGAGCAGAAUAUGAUCAAGUUCACGCCGAACGUUUACGUCCUGGACUACCUGAAGGCUACCGGAAAGCACGAAGAGGACAUCGAGAAGAAGGCUGUCGAGAACCUCAAGACUGGCUACCAGCGUCAGAUGAAGUACAGGCACCCAGACGGAUCCUACAGCGCGUUCGGAACGAGCGACUCAACCGGCAGCAUGUUCCUCACGUCCUUCGUUGUGAAGUCUUUUAAGCAGGCCGAGAAAUACGUCCCCAUUGACGCCGCCAACCUGAAGGAAAGCAUCAAGUGGGUCACCACAAAACAAAAGACUAACGGAUGCUUCCAGAAUGUUGGAAGAGUGCUCAGCUCUGGCCUUAGGGGCAAGGUGAACGAAACAGCACCUGGCGCCCUCACAGCGUACGUCCUUGUGGCCCUUCUGGAAGGAGGCCUUGCGGAACCGAAGGUCGUCGAGUCCGCUUUGAAUUGCAUCGCGGCGCAGAAGAACCCGAGUCCCCACAACUUAGCGGUUUCCGCGUACGCAGCCGCCCUCGCCAGUCACAGUUCAGCCAAGGACUACGUGGACAAGUUGGAGGCGGUGUCCACCCACAAAGGUGGCCUGACAUACUGGUCCAAUGCUGCCAGAAAAGGAUCGUCUGCGUCCGCUGACAUCGAGACUGCUGCCUAUGCGGUGCUGACAUACGUGAAGCUUGGCGACAAGGAGAACCUGGGAAAAGCGCAGCCCAUCGUUCGCUGGAUGGCCACCCAAAGGAACAGCCGGGGCGGAUUUUCUUCCACGCAGGACACAGUUUUGGGUCUCCAGGCACUUUCCGCGUUUGCGACCCACGUGAGCAAAGAUCCAGUGGACAUCUCUGUGAAAGUCGCUGGUACCGAUGUGGACGAAUCCUACGACCUGAAGGAGCCCACGAAGCUCGUUAUUCAAGAAAAGAAGGUCACCAACCUGCCCAACAAACUGGCAGUAGAGACAACUGGAUCUGGAUGUGCCUUAAUCUCGACGACUUUGAAAUACAAUGUCCACACGCCUCCCAAAAGCGAAGGAUUUGAGCUGACGGUGACGCCUACGCAGGAGCCCAACAAGUGCAAUACUGCAGAUGUGAAGGUUUGCUUGCGGUUCGAUGGUGAACAGCCAUCAAACAUGGCUGUUGUUGAAUUGAAGUUGGUCUCUGGGUUCACGGUGGACGAGGAUCAUGUGUAUUCUCUGUACCGCAAAGAAGGAGUGUCGCUGAAAAGGCACGAACUUGAAAAGAACCAACUGAACCUGUACUUCGAAGAGAUUUCCUCUACAGAAAAAUGCUUCGACAUUCGUGUUAACCGCGAUGUUGAAGUUGAGGACGCCAAACCUGCCAAUGUCAAAGUUUACGACUACUAUGAGCAAGAAAACAGCAAGUCCGUGAGUUACACCCUCAACACGUCUUGCCAGUGAGCUCCUCAGCACAUAGAAAAGCUUAUGAACGAUAUCGCUUCAUCAAAAUGAACACAAGCAUCAAGUCAAGACAGCGCUUCAUCCUCGCGUCGCUUCCCGUUUCGGCGAUGGUUUUUAAUAACCAAGCAUUUUGAUACCGGUAACUGUCGUCGCAAACGCACAGAGUAUAAUAAUAGAAUGUCACGUGCCCAGUUUCUUCCAAUCGAAAAAGUCGUACCUCUUCUUUUUUUGCCAUUUAAAUAACGGGUAGAGACAGAAAUGUACCUACUUUGUUCCUUAAUCACCCAUUGUCAUGCAGGUAAGAAAGGCAUUACUGUACAGUUUCUUUUUCUGUGGGCUAAAAUAGCCACGACGUUUAACUGACUGUUACAGAUUUGAUAUGCGAAAACGUAACCUGACUUAGAGCCACACUUUCUCUGGAACACGGUAGUCGCCACUGAAAACCAUCUGACUUCUUUGAUGAUAUACGCCUAAAUAACUUUCUAAUAUGGUCAUAACAUCACAAAGUGUCUCGUCACUUCCAAAAUUUAAACCGCGCAAAACAUGAAUAGUUUGCCAGUCGUCUAGAUGAGGGUAUUAAAUAACAGAAGGCUGAAUUGAAAGUAAUUCAGAUCACUAUACCCUAGUUAGACUGCUCCGUGAACUGUGCGGUUCCCAAUGUUCAUAUUUUGCUUGGAUAAAACUUCAGGAGAGGGAACGACGAAUCAUGCAUUUUUGUUUUCUGGGACACACGAGGUUCACACAAUGCGCGCGGGCAUUUCUUUUUUGUGUGUUUCAAGUAGUCUUGUCGGACAAGAAUAGCUUCAUAACUUUUGUACUGUCCGCCAGCCGGCACGAUACCAAACUUGUACAUUCAUCACUUUUUGAUCGAGUAAUAAAAUUGAAUCGUUUUGCA